UGGGAAAGCACUGAUUUUUAUAUUUACUUUCUUCAUAUAUAUAUGCUUUCACGCAUCACGAAAGCCAAUAAGUGUAGUUAAAUCAGCGUUGCAUUUAAAUUGCACCGAAGAUGCUAUACAGAAGCAUCUACCUAUUCCUUUGGAGAAUUCCACUGAAUGCUGUUGGAAGCCGUUUGAUCAACCUAAUUACGAUAGCCUUUAUGGAACCUUAGACCUAGCCUUUCUAUUAUCAUAUGCAAUAAGUAUGUUUUUCAGUGGUCACAUUGCAGAGCGGAUGGACUUGCGCAUUUAUUUAGGCCUUGGAUGCUUGAUGUGUGCUUUGACAACAGCAGCUUUCGGAAUGGGCUACUUUUGGGAAGUACAUGCCUAUUCUUAUUAUCUCAUGGUUCAGAUUCUUGGAGGAGUCUUUCAGGCUACUGGCUGGCCAGCUGUCGUCACAUGCAUGGGAAAUUGGUUUGGAAAAUCCAGAUCAAUGAUGUCAAUAUUUGGGGCAAAUAUUGACUUAGCUGUUAUAUCUUUUACAUGUUGA
Messenger RNA from Protopolystoma xenopodis, 529 nucleotides. NCBI's taxonomy places the organism in Eukaryota, Metazoa, Platyhelminthes, Monogenea, Polystomatidea, Polystomatidae. The record is from the annotation of a GenBank genome assembly.